Microsporum canis CBS 113480 is the source of this 1467-nucleotide messenger RNA. Its product is annotated as DHHC zinc finger membrane protein. Gene Ontology annotation, molecular function: serine-type endopeptidase activity. The transcript is spliced from 3 exons. The record is from RefSeq and is a predicted model, not a curated record. Bases 1 to 1467 code for a protein of 488 amino acids. Gene Ontology annotation, biological process: proteolysis. Gene Ontology annotation, cellular component: membrane. NCBI's taxonomy places the organism in Eukaryota, Fungi, Ascomycota, Eurotiomycetes, Onygenales, Arthrodermataceae.
AUGGCUGCCAACGACUACUACAACAACUCCUACUCACAAAAGCCCCAUCCACCAUUACCGCAUGAUAAUGAGUCUCACGACGACCCAUGGAAUCAUAAUCCUUCUUCUCCGACUGUGACAGGAGGGGGGUAUCCUCACGCCUACGACAACGGCAACAGAUACGGUCACUACCAUACGAAUUCAGACAACGAUCUGGGAGACAACCGAAUUGGCCAUAACAACGAUUACUACUCUGAGGAGAUCCCUCUCAAGUCAAAUGCGGCACCACAAAAUAAGCCCGACUGGGCGGAUGAUACGAGAUACCAACCUGCCUCUCACGACUUACAGGCCGAACCCUUGAACCUCAGUGAUCCCAUCAGACGGCCAUCUCGAAAGAGAAGAAAGGGUUACUUCGCAAAGAAGGUUCCCUGGGUUACGUAUAUAAUAUCCCUAGUACAGAUCAUCGUAUUCAUCGUUGAAAUCGUUAGAAAUGCCCAGCUAACAGGAUCCCCCAUCAUGACAAAACCCUCCUUCAACCCUAUGAUCGGUCCAUCGCCCUACGUCCAGAUAUAUCUCGGAGCUAGAUUUGUCCCUUGCAUGCGUAACGUGGACCAACUCCAAAACAACAAUCAGACCGUCCUCUUCCCUUGCGCAAACUCAACCACCAAUGAUGCCCAAUGCAGGCUUUCGGACCUAUGCGGAUUUGACGGCGUGCCCAACCCUAGACCCCACGGAAGCAUUGACGAUAAGCCAGAACCAAACCAGUGGUUCCGAUUUAUCCUGCCCAUGUUCCUCCAUGCUGGUCUUGUGCAUAUAGGCUUCAACCUCUUCGCCCAGUUGAGCAUUGGCGCUGAUAUGGAGAGAGCUAUUGGCUGGUGGAGAUACGCUAUAGUCUAUUUCUCCAGUGGUAUAUUUGGUUUCGUGCUCGGCGGAAACUUUGCUGCACCUGCUAUUGCGUCCACGGGAGCAUCUGGCUGUCUUUUUGGCAUCUUCGCUCUCUGUGUCCUCGACCUUUUCUACACCUGGGGAAAGAAACAGCGGCCAUGGGUUGACCUGAUGUUUAUGCUAAUCACAGUAGCAAUCUCGUUCGUUUUAGGCCUGCUUCCGGGCUUGGAUAAUUUCUCUCACAUUGGCGGUUUCCUUACUGGGUUAGUACUUGGGAUCUGCGUCCUCCGCUCACCCGAUACCCUGCGAGAGCGCAUCGGAGUUAAGAUUCCCUAUGUUUCCAUGGGUGGUAACUUGGGAGUUGAUGAGAACCAGAAGAAGUUCUACAAGCAACCAGUUAACUUCUUUCAGGGCCGUAAGCCACUGUGGUGGGCAUGGUGGCUGCUCAGAGCUGGUGCUUUAAUCGGCAUUAUUUCCUCGUUUAUUGUUCUUCUUAACAAUUUCUACAAGUACCGCACUACAUGUUCGUGGUGCAAGUAUUUGUCAUGCUUGCCUGUCAGCAACUGGUGCGAAAUCGGCGACUUUACUACGACUCCCCUUUAA